AUGAGUAAAAUCCCUCGCAAUAUUAGUUCGUUCGGUCCGUCCUCUUCGUUACAGCCCUCCUUCUCGUCUGUUCCAGGGAUUAAGGCUACCGCUGAACUACCUGGUCUUUCUACACCUCCCUCUUCCCCGGAAAUGGAAGUUGCGGAUACUGUCAUGGAGGAUGCUGUGGACACUGACAUGGAGGAUGUUGUCAUUCCUCUGGACCUGACACUUCCAUCGACUCCACGAGCUUCUUCUGUACUCGUUCCGAUGCCGUCUCACCCAGAGACCCCGUUGGCUUCUUCUCCCCUGUCUGUACCUCAGGUUGUUGAACCUCCCUCUCCGUCCUCCUCACCCGCUUCGUCGCGACUGCUGUCUUCUCGGACUGUCAUUGAAUAUAUCUCUGACUCCGAAGCUUCAGUUUCAGGGGAAGAUUACAGAACUUCUUACUAUGAACGUCAUCACGAUAACUUUGACUGUUCAGAUGAUGAAGACUAUAUUGACAAACCUAUAAAGAAAAGAAAAGCUAUUACUGGAAAACUUCGUAGAAGAUCAGAA
This is a messenger RNA of Debaryomyces fabryi, 537 nucleotides long. RefSeq lists its product as uncharacterized. The record is from RefSeq and is a predicted model, not a curated record. Lineage: Eukaryota; Fungi; Ascomycota; Pichiomycetes; Serinales; Debaryomycetaceae. The transcript has a single exon. The annotation marks the transcript as partial.